CGCCGUCUGAUUCACCGCACUCCCUCUCCUACUCUGUUGUCCAGGCUGUGUGACGAAAAAUUCUUUCCUGCGCCCGUUACGACGAGCUCCGGGAGCAUGGCGUGCACGGCGCCUUUACUCGUUCUCGACUCUGUAGUGUGUUCCGCGUGCAUCUACUGUUACCAUCUCCAUCUUUCUGGGGAGCCGAGCGACGGAAUGGAUCAAGGGAAAGCAGGUGGAUGAGGUCGUGCAGAUCAAGAACAGGUGUGUACAGACAACGUGCCUGGUUUGUAGUUUGCGCUCUUCCUGAUGUUCUGGCCAUGCGGAGACAACUCUUUCUGACCUGAAUUACAGACUGACCUGGAUGUAUCUGACCGCAAUCACGUCCAGAGGACGAACACGCAGCUAUGGAGGAUAAGUAUCGAGUUAUCACGGAGGAAAGAAACUCAUUUACAUUCUAACCAGACCCGGUGAGGAGGGUAAGGAGUUAGGAAAAAAAAAAAAAAAAGCGAUUUGGGCGGUACGAGGCAGCCGUCAUUGCUGCUACCGUCUUCACCAGAAAAGGCCGCCCGGUCAUUAUUGCGUCUGUAUUUGGUCCAAAUUUCAGUCCAGAUACUGGUAUAAUUACUGUUCAGUCGGUAGGGUUGUAGGUGGGUGUGUGUGGUUCUGUGUGUGCCACGUGUUAGGGGAGAUGAAUCUAACGGAAGAGGGGAGCGCUGAGACGCCGGGCGGUGACGAUGAUGGCCCAAUGAUUAGCAGUCGUGGAGGGGACCGAGGAGAUAGUCCACUGCCUCCUCAACCUCUUCCAUCCUGUCCAUCUCCAUCGCCAUCGCCAUCGCCAUCUUCAUCUCGUCAGAAGACACGUGGCAGUCUGCUACCCCGUGGGAGAGGCCAUUGUCGACUCAGGGGGCCCCAAGGAUCCAACGAUCAACGCGGCUCUUCAGAAGACGUGUGGCAAGGCAGUGACAGCAGUGACGAUGAAGCCUUUCUGAGAGAAGCAGCCGCAGCGGAGCCGGAGCUGUACGAUCCCAGCUUGGACGAUCGCGACCAGGCUUGGGUGGAAAGGAUACGUGGCGGGCGGAAAUCCGACGCAGUUCUGAGCUGUCCGGCUUGUCUGACAACAGUCUGCCUCGACUGUCAGAGGUAUGCCGCACCUGUCGACACCCCAUCCUUCCGCAGGAGCAACGAAACGUCGUCAACGAUAACGGCGAUGGCGACUACAAGGACAGCACCUACAAGCGAUAAUGAUGUAGUAGUAGGAGGAGGAGGUGCAGAAGCAGGGGGUGGAGGAGCAGCAGGAGGAGCAGGAGGAGAGGCUUUGGCGUCAGGUCAGAAGACGACCAGGUUCUCGGCAUCUACCCACAGUGAUGUUCUUGGUCACGCCUUAAGUGCACAGCUAGAGAAAGCAACACAAGAGAUGGAAGAGCGAUUGCAAAACCUUCGAAAAGCUAUGGCGAUGGAGCGGGAGCGGAGAGCCGAGAUGAAGAGACUAGCUUGGCAGGAAGGAUGCAUAUGGAGCAGUGCUAAGAUGACUCCUCUCCCAACCCUUGGUCAAAUGAUGCGCAAUCCUGCUGCCGGGAUCGGGAUCAACCAAUCAACAAGAUUCAAAACGACAAAGUGCAAUGAUCAGAAGACGCGAAUGCCGAAGACGUCUAACUCCCCGGCUUCCAGGGAUCUCGAUCGGGAGUCAGAUUCACAUCACCAUCGGGGUCAUCUCAAAGAAGCUUCAUCGAAGUCUCCGGGUUUGUCGAUCAUCUCAUCAGCAAAACCGCGACCGCGAUCCCUACAAGCCAUCUGGAAGCAGUGGAAGGGAGGAAUAGACAGCAGCAGCUGUAUGGACAAAGCACCCGAUGCACGUGACGCACGAAAUGGACCAGAUGCACGUGACCUGCGUCAUCCAGAAGAAGAAGGGAAAGAAAAGAUGAAGAAGACAAAGCUGCAGAUGCAAACUGGAAGACAUAAUAAUAAUAAUAAUAAUAAUAAUAAUAAUAACCUUAUCCCCAAAGUUAUCCUUGGAUCAGAUGAUGAUGAUGAUGAUGAUGAUGAUGAUGACGACGAUGAUUCUGAUGAUCCUAUGGACACAUCAGACUCUGCCGCUGCCAUGGAGAUGGAGGUUGGGAUCGGGAUGGAGAUGGAGAUCGAUACUAAUCUUCCUGACCAUGACAUGAUUGAUGACAAAGAGAACGCUUUGCCAGUGAAGUACUACAAUAGUACUGGAAAUGGUGGAUACGCUGGUCAGAAUGGACGAGGAGGAGGACAGGGAGGAGGAGGAGGAGGAGGAGGAGGAGGAGGAGGUGAUGAUCGUGAUGGAUCAACGACAGGUCGAGAGUUCAAAUCCUGCUUGCGUCCGACUGAAAGAAGAACCGCUGGAUAUGUCAUUAAUGCUAAUACAUUCUCUGAUGAUCGCGACCGCCCAGCGUCUCGGCGAAGGAUAUCGAGUGCGGCGGUAGAAACUCACUCUGUGGCCGUCGAAACUCGUCAACGUCUGACAGCACCCAGUCAACAACGUCCACGUACAACGUACUUUGACCACUUGGUUCUUCACAAGGAGUCGGUGCGAGUCGGCAGACUGCUUACAAAGCAGGUCAAGGCAAAGGCUUAGGUGGCGUGUGGUGUGUAUGUGUACUACUAUGUACUAUGUACGUACUAUGUUAGUACUAUGUACGUACUACGUACUAUAUGUAUAUAUCAUGUACGUACUAUAUUAUGUACUCUGUCGUAUGUGCGGUAUUAUGAACAUGUAUGUACUAUGCACUAUACCAUGGUGGCUUAGUUGGUUGGUUGUGGUUGUUCUUCAUCUUGUGGAUCACACUCAGGCAUGAAGUUUAUAUAAACCAGUACAGGGCCAUCUUCGUGAGGAAUUGUGUGAUCUCCAAAACGGAGGUGAUUCGGAUGCCACUGCAGACGGCGAAGCGAAAGAAGAAGAAAAAGAAUGUGAGAGGAGCAACGCGCAGGCGAGGACAAAUGGGGGAAGUUGUCGAUCGGACAAGUACAGGAGGUCGAGAUGAUGCUGGGGGUUGCAAUGCCACUGUGGACGAAGAUGACAAGGAGGAGGAGGAGAAGGAGGAGGACAAUCAUCCCCCGGAGGGCGAUUGCGAAACGUUUUGGCCUGUGAAAUGUCGAGAAUGUGGAACACAGGUUGCGGUCAUAGACAAGGAUGAAGUUUUUCAUUUUUUCGAUGUCAUUCCAAGCUACAGUUGAGCUUUUUGCAUUUCGAAUUCCAAUAGGAAUUGUAUAUUUGUAAUCUGUUGGAGGGUUUUUUAGGGUUUAGGGUUUAGGGUUUAGGUUCUACAGUUUAGGGUGGAGGUUACAGCGUUUGUUUGGGUUCUAAGGUUUAGGGUUUUCUUUUGACAUGCAGCAUGAUUUUGA
Chara braunii is the source of this 3348-nucleotide messenger RNA. The record is from the annotation of a GenBank genome assembly. NCBI's taxonomy places the organism in Eukaryota, Viridiplantae, Streptophyta, Charophyceae, Charales, Characeae.